AUGUUUAAAUCAACUUAGCAUUACAAUGGGAAUUCAUACAAAUAGAAAUAGACAAAUUAAAGAGAAGAUUACAAAAAUGCUUUGAAGCAGGCACUGGUUGAUAAAUUUUCUAUUGAUCUUUAAAGUCAAUCUUCUUAGGGUGCUGUGAAUCUGAAAAGCAUUUCUACAGUGAGUACAAGAAAUACUCCUAUUGAAUCCAGCAAAGAUGAGGAUGAAAAUGAAGAGGUUCUUAGACGACAUCUUCAAGAAAUUGUGAAUAGAAACAAGGCAAGUUCUAAAACUGGAGUUCAUAGUGCUAAUACUGGAAGUAGCAGUGGGAAAAAUAUAACCACUGUUUCUCUUAAAGGAUUGAAAGUUCUACAAAAAGUUAAGACUACUAAAGUAAGGGAAUCAUUUUCAAAAGACUUAGACAUAGGAAGUCAAAAACUCAACAGUAGGAUUGAGAACUACUCUAAAGCAAUACCCAAGAAAUCAAAAGAAAUAUGUGAUUCCACAGAUGAGCGAAAUAUCAAUAGUGCGAUGAGAGACUAUGAUAUUAUAAGGAUUCCCUCAGGCAGAAGAAACAAAAACAAAUCAACAACUAAUAACAGAAAAUCUUCAAUUUAGAAGAAUGAAAACAGACCCUUUUUGAUUUCCUAAUAGAAAUCUCCUCCUUACAUUAAUUUACCACCUUUACCUCAUGCCAUGAAAAGAGAUGAAUCUGGAUAGAUUGAUUUUCCUUAAAACAAUUAAUAUUUGGCAAAAAACAUUUUGGAGCACCGAAAAUCCAUAUCUAAAACCCUUAGUAUCGAUGAGUAACUUAGGGGUCGUUCGCAGAAGUAUAGAAAUUCAGAAAUCGCUGUAACUGAGCCAAGUCUUAAACCAGAGAGAGUUUAGCUCCUUAAAAGUAGCAAUCAAAACUAAAGGGGAAUGCAAAAGUAGUUAUCUUGCGAAAGUUUGAAAUUAGGUCAGUUGAGAGAUUCGUCUUAAAAUCCACCUUAACAACAUUCUACUAAAUAACGAGUUAAGAAGUUAUAAUCUCUAAACAACGUUACGAGCUGUCUUGAAAAUGAUCCUGAUAUUGAUGUUCAGCAUUUCAGUUAGGAAUUACAAGAGAUAAUGAACUACAACUAAAUAAAAUUUGAAAACGAAAAGCCUCUUGUUUCAACUCAGAAUAAUAACUUGCUGGUCUAUGGCUUUGGAACAAAUUCAUCAAGAGGAAAUACUAGGGAUUAUAAUGAAGAUCGAUUUAUUGUAAAAGAGAAUGCUUCGAUGCCAGACAAAUGCAGUGCUAUCUAAUCUUGGAAAAAGAUAAAUUUAUAUGCAGUGCUUGAUGGGCAUGGAGGAGAUUAAUGUGUGGACUAUGUCAAAGAACAUCUCUUUAAAGAGAUAACUAAAGAUUAAAAUUUUACUGAAGGUAACUUCAAGCAAUCUCUAAGCCAAGCUUGCAAUAGAAUAGAAAAAAAUUUCUUUGAAAAAAUAGAAAAUGCAUUCAAUGAGGAAAAGGAGUCAGAUUAUGAUGCUAAAAUCGACAAGAGUGGGACUUGUGCCACCAUAUUGAUGUUCAUUAAUAGAGUUUGUUACAUCGGUUAGAUUGGAGAUGGUAGAUGUGUUGUAAGUAAAGACUUAUCUUAGAAUAUAAUGCAAGUCACUAGGGAUCAUAAACCAAACGAUCCAAUUGAGAAAGAAAGAAUAGUUUCUAACGGAGGAAGUGUGUAUUCAGUUAUCCCAGGAAGAUUAUCAGUAGCUAGAACCAUAGGGGAUAUAGAAUCUAAGAUUGCCAAAUACGGGGGUAAAUCAGGGGUUAUAGUUUCCUAACCUGAUGUGCAUUCUCUAAAGAUAAAUGAUAACUUCGAUUUCAUGAUUAUCGGAUGUGAUGGAAUUUUCGAUUCUCUUGACAAUGACUAUUUAGUUCGUUUAGUUUGGACUUAUGUGCGUGAAUGCAAAUUGAUCAGAUAUCAACAGAAGGGCAACCAAUUUCAUCUCAUUAAUAUACAUCAACUGAGUGGUUAAAUUGCAGAGUUGAUCAUCCGAGCUGCUGCUUUUCAUGGAAGCACUGAUAAUCUCACAGUUAUUUUCAUAGCAUUCAAGGGACUUUAGGAUUACUUGAUAGAUCAUAACAUUGAGAAGUGA
This is a messenger RNA of Stylonychia lemnae, 2112 nucleotides long. Lineage: Eukaryota; Ciliophora; Spirotrichea; Sporadotrichida; Oxytrichidae. The record is from the annotation of a GenBank genome assembly.